Molecule: messenger RNA, 950 nt
Organism: Cydia fagiglandana
Lineage: Eukaryota; Metazoa; Arthropoda; Insecta; Lepidoptera; Tortricidae
Exons: 1
Coding region: 88-849 (253 amino acids)
Biological process (GO): phospholipid dephosphorylation; phospholipid metabolic process
Molecular function (GO): phosphatidate phosphatase activity
Source: RefSeq, a predicted model, not a curated record
GACAUCUGACAUGUAAAUAAAUUCAAUCUGACAAAAUGCACAAAUAAAACCAAAUAUAUUUAGCCAUUGGCUCUUAAACCAGAGUCAAUGGCUUGCUCAGAACUACGGUUUUCUUACAGACCCGGAAGUGUAUCGAGAACAUUAACUGAUUCUGCAUUUCGACAACUACUUUUUAGGGCGUUUCUCUUGAUCGCGGUAUGCAUCGUGGCAGUGACGAUCAAACCUCGGAUGCGGGACAUACCUCAUGGAAAACUAUUAUGUGACUAUAAACAUCCUCGCCGCGUCUCCACCUUUUCGAUUUGGAUCAUGGCGCUACUUACCAUUUUCGAGCCACUCGCAAUUUUCUGGCUGUUAUCGAAAGACUUCGGGGACACUGUAGAAGUAUUCCAAAUGUGGUCGCUGUCCAUAUCAAUCACCGCUGCGAUCACCGAAUUUCUGAAGCUAACCGUUGGCAGACCUCGCCCGGAUUUUUACUAUCGGUGCUUCCCUGAUGGAGUGUACAAAACAAAUAUGCAGUGCACAGGUAAAUUGCGAGAUAUAAUAGAUGGCAGGAAAUCUUUUCCAAGCGGGCAUACCGGUCUCGCGUUCGCCUCUCUUGGCAUGGUAAGCCUGUUUAUGUACGAGAGGAGUAUAGUGUUGUAUGAGGAGCAGAGCCGGGCUUCCCAGCUGUUGUUCUACUCAAUGCCGUUGAUGGUGGCGUCCGCUAUAGGAGUCAGUCGGUGUAUCGAUAACCAGCACCACUGGGAGGAUGUGCUCGUCGGAGCUAUCAUCGGUUUCUCAACGUCGUGUUUCUGCUACUGUUCUGAUUGCAGUUGGUGUGAUGUCGGUGUUUCAUAUGAUCUGUUAUAAUGAUGUUAAAUAAUUCCACGAUUUAAGUACCUACCGUCAACGCCUCUAGUGCUGCGGUGAGUAAUCGCUUACCAUCAGGCGAUUCGUCUGCUCGUUUGCCU